AUGAGCCGGCCCUCGUCGAGGUCUCGAGCUCCGAUGAGCAUGGAGGCUCUCUUGGACGAGGAGAACCGGGAAGUCCUAGCGGCUCUCGACCGAGACAUAAGACGUGCCUCCAGUCCUGUGCCCAAGUUCAGACCGAUGAGAACUGCGACCCCUCCUCCACACGUCCGCAGUAUGCUCGAUGUCGACUCUCCCUCUCCUCGACGCAGCUCAAUAGCCGGAAUCGGCGUUGGCAUUACCAGUCCUACCAGUACAAGGAAAAGCGGCAAAGAGCUCGAUCCCACCGACCCCAGCAGCUGGACCUCUCCUCAUUCCAGCAAACCCAACUCUCCCGUGCUCACAAAAGCUUCCCCAGUCAUCACGCGACAGCGAGAUUCCUCGGAAAUUGAGCGCCCGGUCGGGCUGCCUAAGAUAGAAAAAGAUGACAAGCGUGGUUUUGAGCAGAACUAUCAAUUCGAUCUUGCAUCGAUCCCGUCCAGCGGGCCUGUGUCGCGUUCACCCGCGGAUAGCAAGAGACGUCGGGAAGGCUCAGGCGCGGCGAUGGCUGUGGCCCUGACAGAGGACUCGGGUUCUUCUCACGUCGGCUUACACGGCGCAGGGCGUGGAAAGCAGAAAUCUGCUACAGCGGCUGCCAGCCAUUCGAGAUCUCCCUCGUCCCCAGCUCGUAAGCCAGAAACUCCCAAGCCAGGGCUUCUCAGUCCUAAUAGUCCGCCUGCUCCAUUGACGACGAACUCCGGCACCGUAGUGGAUGACCAGGCUCAUCUUCGGUUGACCCCAGCGAAGUCGGGUAGUUUCUCGACGCUCACCAACGACUCGGACGACCCCGGUAGGAUUACCAAGGAUGAUGCGAGCGGUGAAGACGAUGCUGUAGAUAGUGACGAAGAUAUGAGCAGUGACGAGGACGAGACUAGAGGUCGGUCGGAAAGACGGAAGCUUUCCUCUAACGGCAGUGCGCCGGAUGUGAAAUCUCCUGCUUCGAGCGCUACUUCAUCACCAGAGGAUGUCAAACGAGUAUCACAUUCCCAGCAAUUUGUCAAGUCACUGCUGGAACCGUCGAUUUCAAUCACCAGUCCAACCGGAGAGAAGCUCAACGAUGGCAGGGGAGGGACAAGUACUCCGACAAGACGGUCGUCUGUGGCGUCCGCAACUGACGACGAGGAUGACGAGGCGGCCGCCAUCAGGAAGGCAAAGUCGCUAGGACUGAACGAAUCUCAGCUUGACACAACAGUCGCUGGUCGGCACGUGCAGAUGGUGCUGCGGGGCAAUUGGGCUCAGUUCCAUCAGGAAGCGGAAGCUGGAGAACGGACGACCAGGCUCUAUCUUCUUUGCUCCGAUCUAAGUGUUGAGGCGAGCUAUGCGAUGGAAUGGGUGGUGGGCACGAUGAUGAGAGAUGGGGACACGCUCCUUGCCAUCUACGCCAUGGAAGACGAAAAUGCGGCAAAGGCGACCGAAGCCGAAAGAGAGGUCCUGACUGCGGAAGGGAAUAAGGCUGGUAAAGACGCUUCAGAUGUUAUGGCCACCCUGACACGGCAGACGACGCAAGGUGGGGGUUCAAGUAUAGGAGUGGGCAAGGAAGCCAGGUACAUUCCAGCAAUUGAAGCAGAGAGUCUGACUGGCAGCGUCGACGCGAGAAAGGUCUCCAGGAAAGAAAUGGAUCGGCUGAAGGCUGUGGAAGCUCUCAAAAAUGAUUUUUUAAAGUUGGUGCGGAAGACAACGCUGCAAGUGAGGUGUAUGAUUGAGGUCAUUCAUUGCAAGAGUCCGAAGCAUUUGAUUCUUGGAGCAAUUGACGAGCUCGACCCGACACUCUGCGUAGUGGGUACACGCGGCCGCAGCUCUCUCAAGGGAGUCCUCCUGGGGUCGUUCUCGAACUACCUCGUCACCAAAUCAUCCGUGCCCGUCAUGGUUGCUCGAAAGAGAAUGAAGAAAUCUCAUUCCGGACCUUUGAUCAGCAGCUCCAAGAUACGCCUGAGGAACAACUUGACGGCCAGCAAUUUCCCGAUCAAACGUAAGAGUCUAACCCAGGCAAGAAUUGACUAG
Messenger RNA from Cladophialophora carrionii CBS 160.54, 2034 nucleotides. RefSeq lists its product as uncharacterized. The record is from RefSeq and is a predicted model, not a curated record. The coding region runs from base 1 to 2034 and encodes 677 amino acids. NCBI's taxonomy places the organism in Eukaryota, Fungi, Ascomycota, Eurotiomycetes, Chaetothyriales, Herpotrichiellaceae. The transcript has 2 exons.